Ophidiomyces ophidiicola is the source of this 951-nucleotide messenger RNA. RefSeq lists its product as uncharacterized. The transcript has 3 exons. Bases 1 to 951 code for a protein of 316 amino acids. Lineage: Eukaryota; Fungi; Ascomycota; Eurotiomycetes; Onygenales; Onygenaceae. The record is from RefSeq and is a predicted model, not a curated record.
AUGGUCAACCAGACGCUGAUUGAGACCGGCCGCUUCUUUCGCUCCUCCGGCUCGCUGCAGUCACGAGCGCAGCUGAAGAGGAACUUCCCCGACGUGCACGAGCAGUAUCAGUCUGCCCUGGACGCGCUGUCGGAGCAGAUUUUCAUCGCGAAAGCGUUUCUAGAAAAGGACUACGAGGCUAUUGUGGCCAAAAGGGCGAACCUGCGAGGCACGCGGCCACAGGCUGCACCGCCCGAAGACGGCCGGAAGGACAGCCCAAUGAAAGAAAGCCCCGUUGGUCAGGCCUCGAGUGCAUCGUCCUCGCAAAACCCAUCAGAAUCUACCGCCACCCUCGCAGAUACCGCUCCCCUGACGUCAACUGUUUCCCCAACUCCUGCAACAACAAAGCAGGCUUUGUCCACGACACCCACAACCACCAAUGCUGGUAGCGCCCUUUCACUUCCCCCUACAAACCCCGCUCCCCCGCCCACGGCGAUCAAACAAGAACCACCGUCCACUGUUGUGCCAUCAGAGCAGGACGCUGAAAAUGCUCCACCUGAUAUAAACCUCUCCAGCCCGGACUUGAAUAUGACUGGCGCAGAGGGCCAAUCAUUACCGGCGGAAAACCCCCUGGACUUUGGUGGUGCCUUCGGACCGAUUCUGCCGGGGUUAGAGACAUACGCCAUGGCUGGCACAGACGAGGCGGCAAUGGACCUUUCUGGCGCGGAUCAAAAUGCACCUGAAUUCAGUGCCAUCAAAAAUGAGCCUGGGGAUACCACGGACUCGUCGACCAAACCGCACAUGCCUGCACACGAAGGAGUGAGGGCCGACAUAUCAAUGGAGGAUGUGCCACAUGCUGAGUCGACUUUUGAUGAUUUGUUUAUUGGAUCUGCCCAUUUUGCGACCGACGGAGAUGAUUUACUACUUCAGGGAGAGGAUAUUGGCGAUUUAGAUGAUUCCUGGUUUUCGUGA